This is a messenger RNA of Olea europaea var. sylvestris, 1609 nucleotides long. Its product is annotated as UDP-galactose transporter 1-like. Bases 324 to 1349 code for a protein of 341 amino acids. Gene Ontology annotation, cellular component: Golgi apparatus. Lineage: Eukaryota; Viridiplantae; Streptophyta; Magnoliopsida; Lamiales; Oleaceae. Gene Ontology annotation, molecular function: antiporter activity. The transcript has 5 exons. The record is from RefSeq and is a predicted model, not a curated record.
UUGGUGUUUUACCAACAAAGAGAGGUCCAAAGGCGUGAAGGUCCUACAGACGUUGAGAAUUCAAACAAAGAAACGUUUCAGAAAUCAAGUAACAAAAAUAAUUAACAAAACAGCCAAUUUUCUCCCAAGAAAAACGCCCCAAGAAGAAACUUAUAGCACCCUCUCCACCGUUACACCUCCCCCUCCUCAAGUUUUUGCUUCUCUUAUGAUUUAUACACAUUAAUUGGGCAAAAAAUUAGUGGGUUCUUCAUUUCUUGUUAAAUCUUUCUCUUGGGAAAAAAAUUGUCCGAUUGUAGUGAAAUUUGAUCUGGGUUGGUGAUUGAAUGAUGGAGGAGAGUGGAUUGUGUCACUGGAGCGUAAUUAGAUCUAUAUUAGCCAUCGUUCAAUGGUGGGGUUUCAACGUUACUGUUAUUAUCAUGAACAAAUGGAUUUUUCAGAAACUGGAUUUCAAGUUUCCUUUAUCUGUGUCAUGUAUACACUUCAUAUGCUCAGCAAUUGGCGCAUACCUAGUAAUUAAAGUGCUGAAACUUAAGCCACUUAUUCCAGUCAACCCUGAAGAUCAUUGGAGGAGGAUCUUUCCCAUGUCGUUUGUUUUUUGUAUCAACAUAGUUCUGGGGAACGUUAGCCUGCGUUAUAUUCCUGUUUCUUUUAUGCAAACUAUAAAGUCGUUCACACCGGCUACAACAGUUUUCUUGCAGUGGCUAGUUUGGGGAAAGUACUUUGAUUCCCGAAUUUGGGCUUCUUUAAUUCCCAUUGUUGGAGGGAUUCUACUAACAUCAAUCACCGAGCUCAGUUUUAAUAUGUUUGGCUUUUGUGCUGCUUUAUUCGGCUGCCUUGCUACUUCUACAAAGACAAUCCUUGCCGAGUCUCUAUUACAUGGGUACAAAUUUGACAGCAUAAAUACAGUCUAUUAUAUGGCACCUUUUGCGACUAUGAUCUUGGCGGUGCCAGCCUUGCUAUUGGAAGGAUCGGGAGUAAUCGAAUGGUUUCACACAUGCCCCUCCCUGUUUUCGUCCCUUAUCAUUAUUUUCGGGUCUGGGGUCUUAGCAUUUUGCUUGAACUUCUCCAUCUUUUACGUCAUUCACUCUACAACUGCUGUCACCUUUAAUGUUGCAGGAAAUCUUAAGGUUGCUGUUGCUGUUACAUGUUCAUGGCUGAUCUUUCGAAACCCAAUAUCCUAUUUGAAUGCUAUUGGAUGUGCUAUAACGCUCGUUGGCUGUACAUUCUACGGCUACGUGAGGCACAAGCUCUCGCAACAAUCACCAGGAACGCCUUUAUCACCUCGAACUCCUAGGGGUAAGAUGGAGUUGAUUCCUUUAGUAAAUGAAAAAUUAGACGAUAAAGUUUAAAAAGUCUUGGUCUGGCAUGAGGUUGGCUUGCAGGGAAAAUGAUAAUAGCCUAUUCACAUAGAAAAAGAAGAGUUAUGUUCAAUGUUUUGUAAUCACCAAUUAGGUAAAAUUGAAAAAUCUACCCAUUUUUCUUCCUUACCCCCAACCCCACCCCACCACACCACAAUCCAGUGCAGGCAUAUACUACUAGUCCAUGUUUGGGAAGUAGAAUUGAAUGGUCAUGGACAGUAUUCCAUUAAAAAGCAUUAAAAUUUUGUUUA